AUGGGGUGCGUUGUAUGCCACGGUUCUUCUGUCCAUGCUAACCUUCUCCCUGCUAGGUCAUCAAGCCGUCAUAGUCACGUCCACGUCGACAUUACCCACGUUCGCUCGCGCUCCCCUUCUCCUGCUUCACAAGACGACGAGCUCCACGAGAACGGCGUCCAGGUCUCUCCCGCCGAAAUUUCCCCCCAAUACUCUGUGAUCCAGCCGACUCAGAGCCAGAGUGGCUCCUCUUCACAUCCCGGUGACUUCGUACAAUUAGAUUACCCUCACGAACUGCAAGAAGGUGAUGGCUCCGACUCAGCCUCGAGAGUAGAUCAUCGAGAAAGAGUACAACGAUACGACACCAGAUCAGACUCAACACGGCGGCAGCCGUCUCGUCGCCAACAGUCCCUCCGCGAACCUGCACGCAGUCGCACCCGAGAACUAAGAGAGGCUGCACCUACAGAAAGUGGUGACUCUACAGAAGAGUUUCUGCGAACUGAUAUCGAUCCUCGAAUGCCUCGACCUCAAUCGUACUAUGGGCCCAACGGGUAUACCCAGAGCGCUUCCUCAGCCUCAUAUGCAUACCCCCCUGUGCCUCAUUCUGGUCAGAUGAUUCCUUUACAAGCACAGCCUAUGACCAUGCCCUAUCCAUCCCACUAUCCUCACAUGGGUGGCGCCCAACCAGUUCAAUAUCCGCCACCAUCAGGUUACCCCGGGGGUUAUUCUCAUGCUCCUUCUCAAGUUAGCUCUCCGUAUUCCCCCCCGUACGGCGCUCCCACCAUAGUCAGCUACGGGGGGCCACCUGGGGGUGGCUAUUUCCCUUCGCAAUAUCCCCCUCAGUUUGGACCCCAGCAAUAUCCUCACCAAUAUCUCCAAUACCACCAGCAGAUGCCUUAUCCAUACAUGGACUAUCGCAUCCCACCCCCGCUAGUACCAUCUCCUCAACCCGGAUCUGUGAAUGUUUCUGCCGACAAGCUCGAGGCCAAGAAAGAGGAUCCGGAGGAGAUGUUCAAGCGAUUCGCAGACCUGUUGAAAGAACAAAAGGCGCAGGCAGAGAUGACCAAAGAAGCACAAGCCGCCGAGAAUGCCAAAGCUGCGGCGGCACAGGCUGAACAAGAAGCUCGCAUUCGGCAGGACGCUCUGCGGCAGGCGGAGGAGAAGGCACGACAGGAUGCCAUCCGCGCAGAAGAAGAGAAGCGUAUUCGAGAUCAAGCACUCAUUCAAGCAGCCGAGAAAGCACGAGCGGAAGCUUUGCAGGCUUCGGCACGUGCCGAAGAAGAGAGACGCAUUCGCGAAGAAGCCAUCUUAGCGGCCGAAGCCAAGGCCCGUGCGGAUGCUGCCGCAUUGAAUGAACGUAUGGAGGCAGAGCGCCGCAUCCGAGAGGAAGCCAGACAGGAAGCCAUACGUGCAUAUGAGGAGCAAGUCAGAAAGGUGGCGGAGCAGGCGGCUCACGAACAACAGAUUCGUAAAGAAGCCGCCGAGGCUGCGUUGCGAGCUGCCGCUGAAGAGGCCGCUGCUCGGGCUGAGAAGGCAGCGGCCGAAAAGAAAAUUGCGGACGAAGCUGCAGCAGCUGCCAAAUCUCAAGCUGAGCAGGCAGCGGCGGAGGCAGCAGCCGCAGCACAAGCCGAAGCCAAAAAGGCACAAGAAGAGGCGGAGGCUAAACUGAAGGAGGCCGAGGCCCAGGCAGCUAAAGCAAAGGCGGAGGCAGAAGAAGCAGAGAAGAAGGCUGCGGCCGCAGCUCCUCCUGAGAAAAAGGCUCCUGUCAGAUUCAAGGACGCAAUUGGGCGCAACUAUAACUUUCCCUGGGAGCGAUGCCACCGUUGGCGAGACAUGGAAGGACUGAUAAACCAGGCUUUUGCCCACGUUGAUGGCCUCGCUGAUGCUGUCAUGGCCGGUCGCUAUGACUUGAUCGGCCCUGACAAGGAAAUCAUCAUGCCGAACUACUGGGAAUCGACUAUCGAGCCUGACAUGCACAUCACCAUGAUGUUGUGGCCGGUUCCGGAGCCAAAGGAAGAAGGGCCACCUGCGCCUCCUGAUUUAGACCCGGAUGCCAUUCUCAUGGUGGAUGAAAUCCUCAAUCCUCGAGAAAAGAAGAAGCCCCAUCCCAAAAAGAAAAAACCGGGAGGACUCGCCAGCUGGAUGCUGGGAGGGGCUCCGAGCCGGUCCUCCUCGCGGGCUUUAAAAGGUGAGAAAAAGCCUGAAGUAGCCGCUCGAUCGCAGCACGGUGCUGCGGAACAAGAUUCGUGCACCGUUAUGUGA
Molecule: messenger RNA, 2241 nt
Organism: Exophiala spinifera
Lineage: Eukaryota; Fungi; Ascomycota; Eurotiomycetes; Chaetothyriales; Herpotrichiellaceae
Exons: 3
Coding region: 1-2241 (746 amino acids)
Source: RefSeq, a predicted model, not a curated record